AUGGGUGCUCACCCCCUGCACCCAUCUCUGCUCAUCCCGUCCUCGGUGAGCUACUCAGGCCCUCCACACUCCGUCAGCAGCCGCCCAGCGGGACACCACUCUACCUCCUCCAACAUGGGUUUCAGCCCACAGGUAAGGCCUCCAACGCAACCUACGACCCCCAGACACCACACUCAACCACCUGCUCCUUGGACAUGGUUUUCCUUCCUUAGUUGGGGUCCUGUGAAGAGUUGACUUGGUGUAUGGCUGGCUUGCUAGGUUUCCAUGAUAAAUUCUGUAAAACCAAAUGUUGCCAAAUGAAACUCUAUACAAGCUCGUCUGUAAGGAUUCGGGAUGGCAACAUGUGCAUUGUGUAAAAGGAUGGCCAAAUGUGAGGAUAACCUUUUUCACGACCCACAAGCUGAGGCCUGGGUAACCUUGAAUUUAUGUGAAACUGAGAAAUGCCAGGGUUGCCCAUUUAUAUCUGAAAAGGUCUCAAGAGGCUUUGUGGAAUGCAAAUUCAUAUGACAUAGUAAUGGGCUUGACAAACUGGAUAAAAAGGCCUUUUGUUUCUAGACGGUUAUUUCCUAUUUUUCAUCAGUGUAAUCAACUAAACCCUGAGUUAUUCCUUUUGAAGAAUAGUUGAACAGAAAGGAGAGCUACAUUUAGAUGUCUUUAUCCACUUAAGCUGAUGCAGUACUGUACUGUCGCAUUACACAGAGCUCUCUGUGCUAUACUGUGCUAAUGCAUAGCAUUAAGUUGUUAGCACCAUAUAGUAUUCUGAUGGCAUUCUCUGCUUGUGCAAAUAGGAAGGUUAUCAGCAGGUUGUACUUCACUGUUACUUAUUAAAGGCCUGGAAGCUUUCAAUAGUAAAACAUUUUGUCACGAUCGUCAUACAUAGAGGAGGACCAAGGCGCAGCGUGUUGAGCGAACAUACUUUAAUAGUUAAAGUGCACACACGAUGCAAAACAACAAAACGACUCGUAACGUCCUAGGUAACAAUGACCAACUGGAACAAGAACCCACAAACACAAAGGGAAAACAGACAGUUAAAUAUGGCUCCCAAUCAGAGACAACCAACGACAGCUGACACUCGUUGCCUCUGAUUGGGAGUCACUCUAGCCAACAUAGAAAUAAACACAACUAGAACUACCAACAUAGAAAUCUAACACAUAGAAUGAACACACCCUGGCUCAACAUAUAGAGUCCCAGAGCCAGGGUGUGACAGUACCCCCCCCCCCCUAAAGGCGCGGACUGCGACCGCGCCUCAACUAGAGCAAAACAGGGGAGGGCUGGGUGGGCAUACCUCCUCGGCGGCGGUUCUGGCUCCGGCCUUGCCCACCACCCUCCAAUAAACCCCCCAUAGCGCCCCUGGUCCGGUCUGGCCCCGCUGGCUGGAGCUGAACUGGACGUAGCAGGAGCGGUUAGCUUCAGCUCCGUUGUGGAGCAGUUGACCGGUACCUGAUUAGGCACCGGUGACCCAGGCACGGGUUGUGCCGGACUGACGACGCACACCCCUGGCUUGGUGCGUGAGGCAGGAAAGGACCGGACCGGGCUGACGAUGCGCACCCCUGGCUUGGUGCGUGGAGCAGCAACGGGCCGGACCGGGCUGACGAUGCGCACCCCUGGCUUGGUGCGUGGAGCCGGAACGGGCCUCACCGGACUGACGAUGCGCACCCCUGGCUUGGUGCGUGGAGCAGCCACGAGCCGGACCGGGCUGACGAUGCGCACCCCUGGCUUGGUGCGUGGAGCCGGAACGGGCCUCACCGGACUGACGACUCGCACCCCUGGCUUGGUGCGUGGAGCCGGAACGGGCCUCACCGGACUGACGACUCGCACCCCUGGCUUGGUGCGUGGAGCCGGAACGGGCCUCACCGGACUGACGACUCGCACCCCUGGCUUGGUGCGAGUAGCAGGAACGGGCUGGACCAGGCUGACGACUCGCACCCCUGACUUGGUGCGAGUGGCAGGAACAGGCCGGGCCAGGCUGGCGACGCGCACCGUAGGCUUGGUGCGAGUGGCAGGAACAGGCCGGGCCGGGCUGGCGACGCGCACCGUAGGCUUGGUGCGUGGAGCAGGAACAGGCCGGACCGGGCUGGCGACGCACACCGUAGGCUUGGUGCGUGGAGCAGGGACAGGCCGGACUGGGCUGGCGACGCACACCGUAGGCUUGGUGCGUGGAGCAGGGACAGGCCGAACCGGGCUGUGGAGACGGAUAGGAGACCUGGAGUGAAGAGCGGCCACAACCCGUCCCGGCUGAAUGCCUACCUUCACACACUCUGUUUGAGGCAUCCGCACAGGACGUACAGGGCUGUGUACCCGUACUGGCAUAACAGCACGUGACACUGGAGCAGGAUAUCCGGGACCGCGGAGAGGCAUUGGAGACCACGAGCGUUGAGCCAGCACACUCCGUCCUGGCUGCAUACCCACCUUCGCACGACACGUGCGGGGUGCUCGCACAGGACGUACAGGACUAUGCCGGACCACUCGUGGCACAGUACGCCGCUCCGCAUACCGCGGAACCUGCCCCGUCCCAUGCUGCCAUGCCUGAGUACGGGAAGUUGGUUCCGCUCUCCAUCCAGGCUCCGCCAACCUGCCUUCUGGCCCCCCUAACCCGGUGGCCUCCUCUCCAAAUCGCCCUGUGGCAGCCUCCUGCUGCCCAGCCGCCCAUGCCGUGUGCCCCCCCCUAAAAAAUUUUUGGGGUUGCCUCUCGUCCGUCCGACGAUGACACUGCUGACGCCGCUGCUCCUCUCUCGCCAGGGCCUUAAUCCUAGCCCAUGGUCCUUUUCCCCCGAGCAUGUCCUCCCAGGACCAUACUUUGCCCACCUGGGCCAUCGCCAACCUCUCCAUCUCCUUUCCCGGCGCUUCCUCCCAUGUCCAGUCUGCCUGCUCCUGGACACGCUGCUUGGUCCUUGUAUGGUGGGGUUUUUCUGUCACGAUCGUCAUACAUAGAGGAGGACCAAGGCGCAGCGUGUUGAGCGAACAUACUUUAAUAGUUAAAGUGCACACACGAUGCAAAACAACAAAACGACUCGUAACGUCCUAGGUAACAAUGACCAACUGGAACAAGAACCCACAAACACAAAGGGAAAACAGACAGUUAAAUAUGGCUCCCAAUCAGAGACAACCAACGACAGCUGACACUCGUUGCCUCUGAUUGGGAGUCACUCUAGCCAACAUAGAAAUAAACACAACUAGAACUACCAACAUAGAAAUCUAACACAUAGAAUGAACACACCCUGGCUCAACAUAUAGAGUCCCAGAGCCAGGGUGUGACACAUUUCUUAUGAUACUUAUUUAAACAGAGGACUUCUUCUUGCAGGUGUUAUGGAAAAUGCCAAUGUUUGUCAUUUAACUUCAAUUAUUACCAAAUUGUAUGUGCGCCUAUGUUAGUGCUCAUGGGGAAUCCAAGAUGGCGUAGCAGUGUGUUCGUGCUACUUGCUAUUAGCCACCGUUAGCAGUCUUCACCAUUGUCCAUGGCCUGCACUACCUACCAGCCAGCUCUAGCCUGGACGAUUAUCGGCCAGUCUCCACAUCGCGCUAUCGAGCCAUAGCAUAUCGGAUUUUCUGCCGGAAUCACUGAAUCACUGGACCUUAACACCGGAUCAUCGCAACUAGCUAGCUGCAACCGAAUGGCUGUUGUUGUUGUUGGCCAAUCACCGCUGUCCAGAAGCAAGCCCCAGUUAGCCUUGAGCAAGCCUCGAGCCAGGCCCAUCUCCUGGCUAUCUACCUUUCUGUCAACCGGACGGGACCCCCUAGUGUUGACACAGAGCCCCGCCGAUCCAUCACGACUGGUCUGCCGACGUAAUCGUCUGAUGUGGUUUCAACAGGCUUCCCGUUGCGACGACCAUGAAGAUCCAUCUGCUAUCCCCGGCCCGCUAGCACACGCAAUCAACAGCCGUGCCUCCUGCUCGCCUGUGCUGUAGCAGUCACUGAACUGCUCCCGGACUCACCUAUUGCUGUUCACUGAACCUUAUGAUCACUCAGCUACACAGCAGAUGCCUGCUGGACUGUUCCUUUAUACGGUACCCCAUCCUGUUUAUUUGUUUAGCCUCAGCUCAAACUUUCGUCGCCAUUACCAGCUGUUGUCUUAGCUCUCUCGAAUAACACCUGUGAUUGCUUUAUGCCUCUCUCCCAUGUCAAUAUGCCUUGCCUAUUGCUGUUUCGGUUAGUUCUUACUGUACUUUUUCACUGUAGAGCCCCCAGUCCCGCUCAACCUGCCUCAGCAAUAUACUGUAGAGAUAGCCUGCAGAGCUCUAUCAUACUAUCCAGGUCUGUGCCCAAACAGUUUGAUCUUCUACUUCUAAAAAUCCACUUUUCCAGAAAUAAGUAUCUCACUGUUGCCGCUUGCUACAGAACCCCCUCAGCCCCCAGCAGUGCCCUGGACACCAUAUGUGAAUUGAUUUCCCCCCAUCUAUCCUCAGAGUUUGUAUUGCUUGCUGACCUAAACUGGGAUAUGCUUAACACCCCGGCCGUCCUACAAUCUAAACUAGAUGCCCUCAAUCUCACACACAUUAUCAAGGAACCUACCAGGUACAACCCUAAAUCCGUUAACAUGGGCACCCUCAUAGAUAUCAUCCUGACUAUUUUACCCUCUAAAUACACCUCUGCUGUCUUCAACCAGGAUCUCAGCGAUCACUGCCUCAUUGCCUGCGUCCGUAAUGGGUCCGCGGUCAAACGACCACCCCUCAUCACUGUCAAACGCUCCCUAAAACACUUCAGUGAGCAGGCCUUUCUAAUUGACCUGGCCCUGGUAUCCUGGAUGGAUAUUGACCUCAUUCCGUCAGUAGAGGAUGCCUGGUUGUUCUUUAAAAGUGCUUUCCUCUCCAUCUUAAAUAAGCAUGCACCAUUCAAAAAAUGCAGAACUAAGAACAGAUAUAGCCCCUGGUUCACCCCAGACUUGACUGCCCUUGACCAGCACAAAAACAUCCUGUGGCGUACUGCAUUAGCAAAGAACAGCCCCCGCGAUAUGCAACUUUUCAGGGAAGUCAGGAACCAAUAUACACAAUCAGUUAGGAAAGCGAAGGCUAGCUUUUUCAAACAGAAAUUUGCAUCCUGUAGCACUAACUCCAAAAAGUUUUGGGACACUGUAAAGUCCAUGGAGAAUAAGAGCACCUCCUCCCAGCUGCCCACUGCACUGAGGCUAGGAAACACUGUCAGUACCGAUAAAUCUACGAUAAUUGAAAAUUUCAACAAGCAUUUUGCUAUGGCUGGCCAUGCUUUCCACCUGGCUACCUCUACCCCGGCCACCAGCUCUGCACCCUCCGCUGCAACUUGCCCUUGUCCCCCCCCCGCUUCUCCUUCACCCAAAUUCAGAUAGCUGAUGUUCUGAAAGAGCUGCAAAAUCUGGACCCCUGCAAAUCAGCUGGGCUAGACAAUCUGGACCCUUUCUUUCUAAAAUUAGCAGCCGAAAUUGUCGCAACCCCUAUUACCAGCCUGUUCAACCUCUCUUUUUUGAAAUCAUCUGAGAUCCCCAGAGAUUGGAAAGCUGCUGCGGUCAUCCCCCUCUUCAAAGGGGGUGACACUCUAGAUCCAAACUGUUACAGACCUAUAUCAAUCCUGCCCUGCCUUUCGAAAGUAUUUGAAAGCCAAGUUAACAAACAGAUCACCGACCAUUUUGAAUCCCACCGUACCUUCUCCGCUAUGCAAUCUGGUUUCCGAGCUGGUCAUUGGUGCACCUCAGCCACGCACAAGGUCCUAAACUAUAUUAUAAUCGCGAUCGAUAAAAGACAGUACUGUGCAGCAGUCUUCAUCGACCUGGCCAAGGCUUUCGACUCCGUCAAUCACUGCAUUCUUAUUGGCAGACUAUAUAGCCUUGGUUUCUCAAAUGACUGCCUCGCCUGGUUCACCAACUACUUCUCAGAUAGAGUUCAAUGUGUCAAAUCGGAGGGCCUGUUGUCUGGACCUCUGGCAGUCUCAAUGGGGGUGCCACAGGGUUCAAUUCUCGGGCCGACUCUAUUCUCUGUGUAUAUCAAUGAUGUCGCUCUUGCUGCUGGUGACUCUCAGAUCCACCUCUAUGCAGACGACACCAUUUUGUAUACAGUGAGGGAAAAAAGUAUUUGAUCCCCUGCUGAUUUUGUACGUUUGCCCACUGACAAAGAAAUGAUCAGGUUAUAAUUUUAAUGGUAGGUUUAUUUGAACAGUGAGAGACAGAAUAACAACAACAAAAUCCAGAAAAACGCAUGUCAAAAAUGUUAUAAAUUUAAUUUGCAUUUUAAUGAGGGAAAUAAGUAUUUGACCCCCUCUCAAUCAGAAAGAUGUCUAGCUCCCAGGUGUCUUUUAUACAGGUAACGAGCUGAGAUUAGGAGCACACUCUUAAAGGGAGUGCUCCUAAUCUCAGUUUGUUACCUGUAUAAAAGACACCUGUCCACAGAAGCAAUCAAUCAAUCAGAUUCCAAACUCUCCACCAUGGCCAAGACCAAAGAGCUCUCCAAGGAUGUCAGGGACAAGAUUGUAGACCUACACAAGGCUGGAAUGAGCUACAAGACCAUCGCCAAGCAGCUUGGUGAGAAGGUGACAACAGUUGGUUGUAAGGGAUCGGGGGUUGGCUGGGUCUAGACAGAGUCCCCGAUCUACAGAGAGGGGGAGUCAUCAGACUCGAUCUGGUUCACCUGAGUUCUGAGCACACCUGUCAGUAAUUAGUGUAGGAUUUAAGGUGUGCUCAGAAGUUCAGUCGGUGCGAGGUAUUGUUCCAUUGUGACUUGCUAAACGUUUUGUUCCGAGAGAGAGAGAGAGAGAGAGAGAGUUUGUUGUUUUUGAUUACCCGUGUAUCCGACCUGUGCCUUGUUGUUUGACUCCCCGUAUUGCUUAAUCCUCUGCUUGUCUACCCCAGUGAUUACCGUUCUCUGAUCCUGUGCCUGUGCCCUCGACUACGACUAAGCCCGCUCCCUUGGUACCUCUGCCUGUCUAUGCCUGGCCCGGUUUUGACCACAGCCCGCCCGACCACGAUUAAGCUAUUCCCUUGUCUGUCCUCUAAUAAAGCAUCGCUAUUCUGCGAUUGGAUCUUACCACUCUGUCCGAGUAUUCAUUACAUUGGUGCGAUUAUUCGCAAAUGGAAGAAACACAAAAUAGCUGUCAAUCUCCCUCGGCCUGGGGCUCCAUGCAAGAUCUCACCUCGUGGAGUUGCAAUGAUCAUGAGAACGGUGAGGAAUCAGCCCAGAACUACACGGGAGGAUCUUGUCAAUGAUCUCAAGGCAGCUGGGACCAUAGUCAUCAAGAAAACAAUUGGUAACACACUAUGCCGUGAAGGACUGAAAUCCUGCAGUGCCCGCAAGGUCCCCCUGCUCAAGAAAGCACAUAUACAGGCCCGUCUGAAGUUUGCCAAUGAACAUCUGAAUGAUUCAGAGGAGAACUGGGUGAAAGUGUUGUGGUCAGAUGAGACCAAAAUCGAGCUCUUUUGCAUCAACUCAACUCGCCGUGUUUGGAGGAGGAAGAAUGCUGCCUAUGACCCCAAGAACACCAUCCCCACCGUCAAACAUGGAGGUGGAAACAUUAUGCUUUGGGGGUGUUUUUCUGCUAAGGGGACAGGACAACUUCACCGCAUCAAAGGGACGAUUGACGGGGCCAUGUACCGUCAAAUCUUGGGUGAGAACCUCCUUCCUCAGCCAGGGCAUUGAAAAUGGGUCGUGGAUGGGUAUUCCAGCAUGACAAUGACCCAAAACACUAGGCCAAGGCAACAAAGGAGUGGCUCAAGAAGAAGCACAUUAAUGUCCUGGAGUGGCCUAGCCAGUCUCCAGACCUUAAUCUCAUAGAAAAUCUGUGAAGGGAGCUGAAGAUUCGAGUUGCCAAACGUCAGCCUCGAAACCUUAAUGACUUGGAAAAGAUCUGCAAAGAGGAGUGGGAAAAAAUCCCUCCUGAGAUGUGUGCAAACCUUUGUGGCCAACUACAAGAAACGUCUGACCUCUAUGAUUGCCAACAAGGGUUUUGCCACCAAGUACUAAGUCAUGUUUUGCAGAGGGGUCAAAUAUUUAUUUCCCUCAUUAAAAUGCAAAUCAAUCUAUAACAUUUUUGACAUGCGUUUUUCUGGAUUUUUUUGUUGUUAUUCUGUCUCUCACUGUUCAAAUAAACCUACCAUUAAAAUUAUAGACUGAUCAUGUCUUUGUCAGUGGGCAAACGUACAAAAUCAGCAGGGGAUCAAAUACUUUUUUUCCCUCACUGUACAUCUGGCCCUUCAUUGGACACUGUGUUAACAAACCUCCCAACGAGCUUCAAUGCCAUACAGCACUCCUUCCAUAGCCUCCAACUGCUCUUAAACACUAGUAAAACUAAAUGCAUGCUCUUCAAUCGAACGCUGCUUACACCAGCCCGCCCGACUAGAAUCACUACUCUCGGCGGUUCUGACUUAGAAUAUGUGGACAACUACAAAUACCUAGGUGUCUGGUUAGACCGUAAACUCUCCUUCCAGACUCACAUUAAGCAUCUCCAAUCCAAAGUUAAAUCUAGAAUCGGCUUCCUAUUUUGCAACAAAGCCUCCUUCACUCAUGCUGCCAAACAUGCCCUCGUAAAACUGACUAUCCUACCGAUCGUUGACUUCGGCGAUGUCAUUUACAAAAUAGCCUCCAACACUCUACUCAGCAAAUUGGAUGUAGUCUAUCACAGUGCCAUCCGUUUUGUCACCAAAGCCCCAUAUACUACCCACCAUUGUGACCUGUACGCUCUCGUUGGCUGGCCCUCACUACAUAUUUGUCGCCAAACCCACUGGCUCCAGGUCAUCUAUAAAUCACUGCUAGGCAAAUCCCCGCCUUAUCUUAGCUCAUUGGUCACCAUAGCAACACCCACCUGUAGUAUGCGCUCCAGCAGGUAUAUCUCACUGGUCAUCCCCAAAGCCAACACCUCCUUUGGCCGCCAUUCCUUCCAGUUCUCUGCUGUCAAUGACUGGAACGAACUACAAAAAUCACUGAAGCUGGAGACUCUUAUCUCCCUCACUACCUUUAAGCAUCAGUUGUCAGAGCAGCUUACCGAUCACUGCACCUGUACACAGCCCAUUUGUAAUUAGCCCACCCAACUACCUCAUCCCCAUAUUGUUAUUUAUUUUCCUCAUUUGCACCCCAGUAUCUCUAUUUGCACAUCACUUUCUGCACAUCUAUCACUCCAGUGUUAAUACUAAAUUGUAAUUAUUUUGCACUAUGGCCUAUUUAUUGCCUUACCUCCAUAACUUACUACAUUUGCACACACUGUAUAUAGAUUUUCCAUUAUGUUUUUGACUGUACGUUUUGUUUAUCCCAUAUGUAACUCUGUGUUGUUGUUGUUUUUAUCGCACUGCUUUGCUUUAUCUUGGCCAGGUCGCAGUUGUAAAUGAGAACAUGUUCUCAACUGGCUUAGCUGGUUAAAUAAAGGUUAAAUAAAAAUAAAAAUAAAUAAAUGGGGUCUUUUACAUGGAAAUGCCCUUGUCACACUCCAACCCAUUGUAACCAUAUUGUUCGGGGACAUUGCCACUGCCACUAUACAAUAAAUCCCCAGCUCUUUUGUGCUUUGUGCUAUAAAGAGCUCCCUUUGUUGCCUCCCCCUCACACACACAUUUUUUCUGUUACACACCCACACACACACAUGCAUGUGCAAACACACGCAUACACACACCAAUUUACAAAAAAUGUCAUAUGUAAUUCUUAUGGCAUAAAAUGUUGAAUUUUAUUAGGAAUAUGGUUUGAUCAAAGAAAGGCUAUUUCUUAGACUGUGUGCUUUAUUGCUUCAUUUCCUGUUAUAAAAGGAAUAAGCUACUAGCACACAUUGUGACAACCAACCCCAUACUGUGUGACAACCAACCCCAUGCUGUGUGACAACCAACCCCAUGCUAUGUGACUGUUACAACCAACCCCAUGUUGUGUGACAACCAACCCCAUACUGUGUGACAACGAACCCCAUGCCGUGUGACAACCAACCCCAUGCCGUUCGACAACCAACCCCAUGCUGUGUGACAACCAACCCCAUGCUGUGUGACAACCAACCCCAUACUGCGUGACUGUGACAACCAACCCCCUACUGUGUGACAACCAACCCCAUGCUGUGUGACAACCAACCCCAUACUGUGUGACUGUGACAACCAACCCCAUGCUGUGUGACAACCAACCCCAUACUGUGUGACUGUGACAACCAACCCCAUGCUGUGUGACAACCAACCCCAUACUGUGUGACUGUGACAACCAACCCCAUACUGUGUGACAACCAACCCCAUACUGUGUGACAACCAACCCCAUGCUGUGUGACAACCAACCCUGCGAUGGGGCUGGUGGACAGAGUGUGUUUGAUGGCUUAUAACUCCAUGUUGGAAUACGAUAUGAGGAUAAAAAAGGGUCCUCAUUUCUACCCAAGACGUUGGUCUUUCUCCUAAUAUUGAAAACAAUAUUGUAAGAUAUAGUGGUGGUGAGAAAUACAUACAAGAGUAAAAAGUGACAACCAACCCCAGUCUCCCCUAUGUGUUGUAUUUACUGUUAUAUUUGCUGUUAUCAUCAUAUAAUAUCAUAUAGGCCUAAUUAUAUACAUUUAUGUGACAUCUAAAGGACUCAUUUAGAUCCUCAACCAUGGGGCUUUCCAAAGGUAUUUUCUCAUCACUGCCACUAAUAUAACAAACCAUGUGGUUAAUUCAAAUUGGAGUUGGUAUGCACGGAAACAAUGGACAUAUUUUUUCGGGACAUUUUUACUGUGUGUCCAAUUUGGCUUCUAAAUUUAGAGGGUGUGUAUAUUAAAUCUUCAGAUUUGGCCUUUUUGGCUUCCUCGUCAGCUAGUGUCACGCCCUGACUCUGGGGACUCUUAUUUGUUGAGUCAGGGUGUGAUUUUCUAUGUUGUGUAGUUCUAUGUUUUCUAUCUAGUAUGUCUAGAUCUAUGUUUGGCCGGGUGUGUUUCCCAAUCAGAGGCAGCUGUCGCUCGUUGUCUCUGAUUGGGGAGCAUACUUAGGCAGCCUAUUGACAAUUAGGUGUUGUGGGAUCUUGUUCUGUAUAAGGUAUGUUGUUUGUGUCUACCUUGGACUUCACGUUUCGUUUAUUGUUUUGUCGAGUGUUUAUUAAGUUUAAAUAAACAUGUAUGCAUAUCACGCUGCGCCUUGGUCUGACCCGUCUAUGAACGAACGUGACAGCUAGUAAAGCGAGCUCUGUGAGCCGUCUGGUCUGUAUCUCAUACAGACUCAUUAUCUCUGUCAGUGGCUUUGACCCCUGACCCCAUGGUGUCACCUAUGAUCUGAGUCUGCCACAUGGGUCGAAUGCUCUUUAUUAGCCACCUAAAUGGGCUUAGCAGACGCCUAUCAGAGGGGAAACAAGAGACAGUUGAAAGCAGCAGCAGCUUGACCAUGUGGUGUAUGUCCAAAUUUAAAUUGGAACACUAUAGUGGCCCAUGGUGAUCCCUCCUCAUCCCAAUGUGUGAAGGUGAAGUUAAGAAACUUUCCGAGGAGGGAUGAGUAGUUAUUAUAUAAACCACAAGCAGGGCUGUUGAUCUGCCUUGUGAUGAGGCAUACAGUCUAGUGUAUACAGUACAGUGAAUUUAGAAAGACCCUGCAGUCCCAGUCUCAGCCUUUGGGUGCGUCCGAAAUAUAGUGCAUUAUGGACCCUGGUCAAAGGUAGUGCACUAAAUAGGGAAUAGAGUGUCAUUUCAGAGGCAGUCUCAGUCUACCUCCACCACUACACCAGAGGAGUUAGUUAACUAGCUUUUCCAAGGCAGCCAGAUGGAGAGGUCAACAUGUAUCUCCUCUGUAGCUAAAUUGGUAGAGCAUGGUGCUUGUAACGCCAGGGUAUUGGGUUCGAUCCCCGGGACCACCAAUACGUUAAUAAAAUGUAUGCACACAUGACUGUAAGUCGCUUUGGAUAAAAGUGUCUGCUAAAUGGCAUAUUAUUAUCUCUGACUAGGCCCCAGAAGACAACCUCCUCCAUGUGGUCCAUAUAAAAGAAACAACAGACACGCUUUCAGUUUUUAUAACACUCUGCCUCUGCCGAUGAUCUUUUAUCUACGUUUUCAUUAGAUUUUCAGUGUAUACACAUACAAACACAAAGUACUUCAAUGUUUCCAACCUCCCCUGAAAUCCAAGACUCCCGAAAACAAAUGUCCAUAUUUGGCGUCUAAGAGGAGGCAUGAAUACACCCUCAUUACAAAGAUUUGAGUCAGGUUUAUGUACGCAGUUGUUCUUUCUACCUGUAGGGGUUAGACAAAAUAAGAAUAAAAUAUUAUCCAGUCUAAAAUUAGGACAUUGGCAACGUGAGGAUGCAAUGUGAAUCACCACAACACAGUUCUGUCUAAAGGGUACUUCAUAUCUGUCCAUCACUGUGGUACAAGAUCUCAAGUCUGUGUGUGUGUGGCUGCGUGUCAGCUGUGUGUGUGUGUGUGUGUGUGUGUGUGUGUGUGUGUGUGUGUGUGUGUCCGUGCAUGUGUGUGUUUAUGUGUGCGAAGAAUGAGAGAGAUGAGCGUCUUUGUCUCCACUCUGACGGUCUAAUCCUCCUGUCUGUCUGUCUUUGUUGUUUGUUUACAGCUCAGCUUCCCAGUGAUCUCCAGUAACAGCAGCAUUAGCAGCACAGAGGACAUCAAACCCCCACUGGGCCAUAACAGAGUGCUAAAGGUUCCUGCUCAGCCCACAGGCACCUGUCUCUCCCUUAACAAACACAUCUGUGCCAUCUGUGGAGACCGCGCCUCAGGUCAGCACCCCAAACGUCCCCACAACAGCCCCACAAUGUCUCCCUGGUCCCCAAUACAGGGCCCUACAGGCUGGGGGAUCCCUCUCAUGUCAGACUGCUGAUCCUUGUCAUUCUACUGUACAAGCACUAAGGGAAGACCUAACUAAACCUUUGUAUGUAUUGUUCUGGCAGGUAAACACUAUGGAGUAUAUAGCUGUGAAGGUUGCAAGGGCUUCUUCAAGAGAACAGUGAGGAAGGAGCUGACGUAUACCUGUCGAGACAACAAGGACUGUCUGAUUGACAAGCGCCAGCGCAACCGCUGCCAGUACUGCCGAUACCAGAAGUGUCUGGCCAUUGGCAUGAAGAGAGAAGGUAUGCUCCAGGCAAUGACCUGAGAGAGUGAGCACAGACAGACACAAAUGUGAAACCAACAUCAGUCAGUGUGCUGCUAACAGCUUUGCUUCCUCCACUUUCUCUGUCCCCUUAUUGCGCUCAAACCAGUGGUCCUCUGAUCGCAAACACACAUGACUGACCUCCUCGACAAUGUACCAACCAAAAGGGUAUCCUACGAAGCAGGUUUGAGGAGUUAGCGAGGUAACUUUGGUCAACUCUGAGUUCAACUCGGGAUAACCAGUCAGGUACAUUUUUGUCAGGUACAUUUCUAUGCCACAAAUCCUUCAGAACUAACUUGAUCCAGAGAAGGCUAACUCAGGGCUAACUCCAUUUAUCCUGAAUGAAGUGUCUGAGCCACAAGUUGAGGACCAAUGAAAUCAGAUUCCCUCCCUCUCGCAAAGAUUGCGUCAUUAUCCCCUUAAUUUGAGGAAGAAGACUGAUUAAAUAUUUUAUUAAUCAAAUGCAUUUUUGUGUGUUAAAAAUGUUUAAAAAGUGAAAAUACCUAUCACAUUAUUUAGUAAUGAAAGAAUGCAUUUGAAACUUCACGGACACGUUUAUAUGACAAAUACAUUUUUUAUAAUUAUGAUGAAAUUAUUUUAUCGAUAGGAGUGGGAAAAGAAGGUGCUCAUGCAUUGAUAAGCAAAACCAAAGAUAAGUAAUACAAUAAAAAGCUUUCUGAAAGCCUAUUUCACACCAUAGCCUGCUGAAUUUGCAGGAUAACUUUUCUUCAUUUUGAUUUUGGCACAAAUGAAAAUGUGGCUCUGACUUGCCCAUGGAUUGAUGUUUCAGCAUUGUCUCAAUGAAGAGUUUGGCGUUCGACUAGCCACAUGUGACAUGCACGCACAGUUACAAGCCUGUUAGAGUUAGCGGCAGGCAGACUAGCAAUAUCCACCGUCGUAGUACGGAUGAAGCCUGAGUUGGAAUGUCAAGCUAACUUAAGCUACUUAGCUUUAGCUUGCUUCAUAGGAUACCCCUCUGCUGUGCUACCACAGUGUCUAGGGUACAGCGUCUGUCACCACCGUGUCUAGGUUACAGCGUCUGUCACCACAGUGUCUAGGAUACAGCGUCUGUCAGCACAGUGUCUAGGGUACAGCGUCUGUCACCACAGUGUCUAUGGUACAGCGUCUGUCACCACAGUGUCUAGGGUACAGCGUCUGUCAGCACAGUGUCUAGGGUACAGCGUCUGUCAGCACAGUGUCUAGGGUACAGCGUCUGUCAGCACAGUGUCUAUGGUACAGCGUCUGUCAGCACAGUGUCUAGGGUACAGCGUCUGUCAGCACAGUGUCUAUGGUACAGCGUCUGUCACCACAGUGUCUAGGAUACAGCCUCUGUCACCACAGUGUCUAGGGUACAGCGUCUGUCAGCACAGUGUCUAGGGUACAGCAUCUGUCACCACAGUGUCUAUGGUACAGCGUCUGUCAGCACAGUGUCUAGGGUACAGCGUCUGUCACCACAGUGUCUAGGGUACAGCGUCUGUCACCACAGUGUCUAGGGUACAGCAUCUGUCACCACAGUGUCUAGGGUACAGCAUCUGUCACCACAGUGUCUAGGGUACAGCGUCUGUCAGUACAGUUCCUGUAUCUACCCUCAGGGCAUGGCUGGUGAAGAAAUUAACUUACUGUGUAGAAUAGGGGUGCUUUUCCUGCUUAUUGUACUAUUUAUCAUGUUUAAUGUUUGAUUGGAUCUUAGCCAAUAGUUUCAUAUACUGAGACACCAUUGUAAACAAAAUAUAACUUUUAAAGCUUACCUUUCAUAAACUCUUCAUAAGGCCAUUCAUAUCAAAUGUCAUGCUAUAAAAGGAGCUCUUCACCUUGGUGGAGUAGGCUAAGAGCAUUCCCUACUUCUCUGAGCUGGCCCUGGACAGUGUUGUAAGGGGCUGGCUAAAACAGCAGCUACAUCCCAAUGCUUUGACCCCAGCUGUGCAGGAGGAGCGCCAGCGAGCCAAGGAGAGGAGCGAGAGCGAGGCGGACUCGUUAGGUUGUGCUAACGAGGACAUGCCUGUGGAGAGGAUUGAGGAGGCGGAGCUCGCUGUGGAGCCAAAGACCAACACAUACAUUGAGGGGAGCCUGGGCCUGCCCACCAACUCAGUGAGCUCACUGCACACAACAUAACUUAUUACUGAUCACUUACUAUACUCUAUGACUGUAGAGUAGCCUACACUGUAUAUUACAUACUGGCACAACAACCUCAUUCCCCCAUCUUAUGACAACUGCCUAGGGGGGAAGUAUAGCUGAGACACAAGCUGAAUGUCUUUCAAUGUGCUUUAGAAACCAGCACAGAAAAGUGCUCUUGGUAGAGGCCAUAUUUAACCCAAGCUCAUUGAAUCCCUCCAGCUCAGGUCUCUGAUGACCUCUUGACCCCCUGACCUCCACUCUGUCUCCCCAGCCCAACGACCCUGUGACCAAUAUAUGCCAGGCAACAGACAAGCAGCUCUUUUCCUUGGUGGAGUGGGCCAAGAUGAUCCCCCACUUCUCAGAGCUGGCCCUGAAUGACCAGGUCAUCCUCCUAAGAGCAGGUAUCGUCUGAUCUCAUCUGCUGUGGUCAAACCUGUGAGGGGAAAUAAUUAAUCCAAACAGAGCAGCUCUGUCAACUGGGAUCUACUCGUCUUUUACUUGAUUUCUUGUUGUUUAUACAGGGCAGUAUUCAUUAGGCACCAAACGGACCCAAACAAUGAGGCGAUGUUUGAACUUGUCCAACAUGAAAUGCUCAUUUACAUUUUCCGUUGUAAAAUGUUUUGUUACGUUUCCCAUUGCAUGCCUUAAUGAAUACGACCCAGUUAGAGGUUUCCCUCUCUACCCCUCAGGGUGGAAUGAGCUCCUCAUAGCCUCUUUCUCCCAUCGCUCCAUCACUGUGAACGACAGCAUUCUGCUGGCCACCGGCCUCCACGUGCAUCGGAACAGCGCCCACAGUGCAGGAGUGGGGGCCAUCUUUGACAGGUAACCAAUAACAGCCUGGCCCACAGAUCCAUAUCAUCAUAAUUAGUCCAUUCAUUGGUACCAUUGGAUACUUGAAUAAUAUACCCUAUAGUGGAUUGAGUACUAUCAUAAUAUUACAGUUAAAGUAAGAUUUAAAGUGUUACUGUUAACAAACCCAAUUUUACUCCACAUUCCUGCUAAAUGUACUGUGGGUUUUUCAAGUGCAUUACAUGCUCAUUGCUCAUUGCCUUUCUAUCGCAAAAUCUGUCCUAAUUAUGCCUGCAUGCUUUAUAAUCCAACCCUUUUGAGAAGGUUUGAUGUAGGAUGAUGAAUAUUUCCCUAAGAUUUAAUCUGACAUGCAACAUUUUGUGCAUUUGUGAUGCUCGCAGAAUGAUGAAUUAAUCUUUGAAUAUUUAACUCUGAAGAGUUGUUGGGCUCAUGAAUUCUAAACAGAGAUACAUCCAAGGCUAUCAGAGGAAUGUUGGAAGUGUAUUAAAGUAGCUUGUUUUACCUGCACAGAGUGCUGACUGAGCUGGUGUGUAAAAUGCGAGACAUGCAGAUGGACAGGUCUGAGUUAGGGUGCCUUCGAGCCAUCAUUCUCUUCAACCCAGGUAGGUCUGCUGUACAUCACACACUCCAUCCUGGCUAGCAACUCAUCAAGCUGGACUGUACAUGAAUGGGACAAAUACUCUUAUUUCAGGCCUAUUCUUUGUCAAGGACAAAGACUCUUAUUUCAGGCCUAUUCUUUGUCAAGGUUGCUUUGUGUUGUUUACAUAGUAAUAAUGAUGUAGUAUAUACCUGUCCAAUGCAUAUUCAUUUGUAAAUGUGAAGAGGAGGAAUUUGAAGACAGUAUGACUUGUGUUACUGAGCACUAUAUAAAAUAUAUAAAGCACAAUAUAAAAUAUAGAAAGCACUAUAUAAAAUGAGGUGAAUAGAGCAGGGUUAUAUUUACUGUUAAUUCACCACACCCACAUCAUAGUAUAAACCAGGCUCUCUCUGAUUCAAACCCAGUAGCCCCGGGCAGGUGUUUGCGUGCUUAUGUGUUUGUGCCUGUGUGAGUGUGUGUGUGUGUGUGUGUGAGUGUGUGUGUGUGUGUGUGUGAGAGAGUGUGUGUGUGUGAGUGAGUGUGUGUGUGUGUGUGAGAGAGGGUGUGAGUGUGUGUGUGUGAGAAUGUGUGUGUAUGUGUGCCUGCAUGCAUGCUGCAGACUGAUGUGGAUGUUAUUUUUGCAAAUGUAUUAAAAAUUAAAAACAGAAAUACCUUAUUGACAUAAGUAUUCAGACCCUUUGCUAUGAGACUCGAAAUUGAGCUCAGGUGCAUUGAUUGGACAUGAUUUGUAAAGGCACACACCUGUCUAUAUAAGGUCCCACAAUUGACAGUGCAUGUCAGAGCAAAAAACAAGACAUGAUGUCGAAGGAAUUGUCCGUAGAGCUCUGAGACAGGAUUGUGUCGAGGCACAGAUCUGGGGAAGGGUACAACAACAUUUCUGCAGCAUUGAAGGUCCCCAAGAACACAGUGACCUCCAUCAUUCUUAAAUGGAAGAAGUUUGGAACCACCAAGACUCUUCCUAGAGCUGGCCGCCCGACCAAACUGAGCAAUCGGGGGAGAAGGGCCUUGGUCAGGAAGGUGACCAAGAACCCGAUGGUCACUCUGACAGAGCUCCAGAGUUCCUCUGUGGAGAUGGGAGAACCUUCCAGAAGGACAACCAUCUUUGCAGCAUUCCACCAAGUAAAUGGCAAAUGUCAGCACACUUGGAGUUUGCCUAAAGGCACCUAAAGGACUCUCAGACCAUGAGAAACAAGAUUCUCUGGUCUGAUGAAACCAAGAUUGAACUCUUUGGCCUGAAUGCCAAGCGUCACAUCUGGAGGAAACCUGGCACCAUCCCUACGGUGAAGCAUGGUGGUGGCAGCAUCAUGCUGUGGGGAUGUUUUUCAGCGGCAGGGACUGGGAGACUAGUCAGGAUGGAGGGAAAGAUGAACGGAGCAAAGGACAGAGAUCCUUGAUGAAAAUCUGCUCCAGAGCGCUCAGGACCUCAGACUGGGGCGAAGGUUCACCUUCCAACAGGACAACGACCCUAAGCACACAGCCAAGACAACGCAGGAGUGGCUUCAGGACAAGUCGCUGAAUGUCCUUGAGUGGCCCAGUCAGAGCCCGGACUUGAACCCGAUCUAACAUCUCUGGAGAGACCUGGAAAUAGCUGUGCAGCAACGCUCCCCAACCAACCUGACAGAGCUUGAGAGGAUCUGCGGAGAAUAAUGGGAGAAACUCCCCAAAUACAGGUGUGCCAAGCUUGUAGAGUCAUACCCAGGAAGACUCAAGGCUGUAAUCGCUGCCAAAGGUGCUUCAACAAAGUACUGAGUAAAGGGUCUGAAUAGUUAUGUUUUUAUUUUUUAUAAAUUUGCACACAUUUCUAAAAACAUGUUUUUGCUUUGUCAUUAUAGGGUAUUGUGUGUCGAUUGAUGAGGGGGAACAUUUUUUAAAAUCAAUUUUAGAAUAAGGCUGUAAUGUAACAAAAUGUGGAAAAAGUCAAGGGGUCUGAAUACUUUCUGAAUGCACUGUAUAGGCCUUCAUUAAAAUGUGUGUGAAAGGCAACCUUUUUCUAAGAUACUGUAUUCAGUUCGGUACUUAAGUACUCAGUUCGGUACUUGAUCUCAAUGACUUAAACCUCAAAUGGUUUGGAUUCAUAUAAACAGAAGCCUAUGUUAACUCAGUUUAGUUUCUCUGAUGAAUUCAUUCAUAGGCUAUUGUCAAACAAACAUCUUAAUUUACCAUUUUCCUUGCUGGUUUCUCUCUACAUAAGACUGUUCAUAAGUCUGGUAAUAUUUGCCUUCAAAGUCCACGUCAUUGACCUCAGACGCUACACGCUCAGUGUGCUUAUUUUCAACCAAACCUUAAAGCUAACAUCAGUUUGCAAAGUUAAACCAUUGUUUGGGUUGGACCAGUACACUGUUAAGUAGUUUACUACUGCCCUCUCCUGGGCAGACAUUUUUAUUACACAGGACUUUUAAUGUGUGUUGUGUGUUGGUCUAAAAGUGAUAUGGAACACAGAGUUGGUGACCUUGUCACCAGUAACACAUUCUGUUCUGUUUACAUAUGUGUAGACUCCAAAGGCUUGUCAAACCCAGGGGAGGUUGAGGCACUCAGAGAAGGGGUGUAUGCUUCACUGGAGGCAUACUGUAAACACAAAUACCCCGACCAACCAGGAAGGUACUGGUCAUUGUUUGGUCAUCACCAAAUAUUUGAUGAACCUACUUCUACGGUACUUAGUGACAUAUGUCAAUUCAGCCAGAUGUAUAAUAGUUUUGUUAUCAUCAUAAUCAAUCUUUACAUGUUCUUGUCUUAUACAGAUUUGCCAAACUGUUACUUCGAUUGCCAGCCCUACGUUCCAUUGGCCUCAAGUUUCUGGAGCACCUGUUCUUCUUCAAACUGAUAGGGGAUACACCCGUUGACACAUUCCUCAUGGAAAUGUUGGAAGCUCCACACCAAAUGACAAAACAGCACUGCAGUUAAAGACUGUCUGUCCGCUACUUGCCUCAAAAGGAAGAGAGCUGGUGAUUUGCCUGAUUGACAGACUCAGUUUGAACACAAGAACUGGUGGACAGCAAAUCUUUGGCUUUGUUUAAUGUACAGUAGGUGUAUUUAUCAUAGUUUUGUGUCAGAGAGAAAUGUCUUGAAGGUAAGGGCCAGAGUCUGCAACAACUCAAAGCAUGAGAUCUUUUUCACAAUGAAUGAUAAUGUCUUCACUCUUCCGAUUCAACACUGAACAUUGUCAUAAUUGGUCGCUACUCCGUGCCACAAACCAGAGGCCUCUCACCUCAUCAUCAUCCUGCCUUAGACAGGUCUACCUCUUGUAGUCAUUCUCAUAUUCUGUCAUAAUAACAACAUGGUCUGGCCAAACUGUUGUCUAGGAUGAUCUCCUGUUAUACAUGUAAACCUCACCUCAGUCUCUCGCAGUUGGUCUUCUUCUCCUCCUCAAUGAAAAUGUUCUCAUGUGACUAUAUACGGCAGACAAGAAGGUCAUGCAUUUUUAACUGGAACCCCUGGAAAAGGGUUCAAUUAACUUCAGCUCAAAACCAGGGGUCAUUUUCCUACUCCUAGCACUUAACUUUGAUCUUUGUCAAGCAGAGGAUGGCUCGAGUCAGUAGCCCACUGUGAGGACAGAGGAGGCUGAUCUGAGGAGCUUUAGGAGGACUGGCUCAUUGU
This is a messenger RNA of Coregonus sp. 'balchen', 20078 nucleotides long. The record is from the annotation of a GenBank genome assembly. Lineage: Eukaryota; Metazoa; Chordata; Actinopteri; Salmoniformes; Salmonidae.